This is a messenger RNA of Leptosia nina, 3654 nucleotides long. NCBI's taxonomy places the organism in Eukaryota, Metazoa, Arthropoda, Insecta, Lepidoptera, Pieridae. The record is from the annotation of a GenBank genome assembly.
AUGACGAAAAACUCAAGAGUCGAGUAUGGUAAAAGCGUUCCGAAAGUGCUCAGGACAAUGUCCUUUUUAUGGGCUACGUAUAGUUACCCUCCAUCAAGUGGAGGUGAAGUGCGCGCCGCGGCCCCUGCAUUGUCUGUCAAAGGUUUCAAAGAACAAGACCAGAGGCGAAGAGUUGAUAUAAAAACUUCAACGGAGCAACUUAUUCAAUCACACAAAGAACCGAUCUGCAUGGAUUUCGAAUCUAAAAGCGGAAACUGUGAUGAAUUGAAAGAUUUUCUCAGGCGGAAAAUCAGAAAAUCCGGCAACUUUGAAGUUGAUUCACGGCCGGAACUGGUGUAUACUUUUAUCGAACAAGCUGUUCAACCUGGCGCGCAGGUUGCUUUAAAGUGCUCUGCGGUUGGUGAACCACCACCCAGGUUCCGAUGGUCUUUAGAUGGACAGCCAAUUCCUUCCCAUCACGGUGCUAUAAUCUCCGAGGGCCGUGAGAGUGGUCCAUCAGGUCUUGGUGGGAGUAACAAUUACAUUCUGUCAACGCUCUCUUUGAACGGCGCAAGAGUUGAACACGGCGGCCGCUACGAAUGCCGCGCUACUAACGCCCAUGGCUCAGUUGGACAUGCGGCUAGACUAAAUGUUUAUGGUCCACCCUACAUCCGAGCUAUGAAUCCAGUGAAAGCUGUAGCUGGCUCAGAGAUUUCAAUAUGGUGUCCAUACUACGGAUUUCCGAUAGACUCGGUAAAAUGGGAAGGUGGCGUGGGGACCGAUGCGAGAUACCAACAAAUAGAUGGUCGGCUGACUAUUGUGAACGUGGAUAAGAAUAGGGACAAGGGGGGUUGGACCUGCUCCGUUAUGACUCCUGGUGGAGAACUGGCAAGAAGAGAGGUGCAAAUAAACGUGGUGUCACCGCCGGUACUGUCGCCAAUCGUGUUUCCACCUGGCUUGCGAUCCGGCGACCGGUCGCAGUUAACCUGCACAGUCACUUCGGGCGACAUGCCUGUGUACUUCUCCUGGCUCAAAGAUCAAAUGCCAAUAUCCAGCGUGUUGCAGGUCGACGAACGUGGCGCGGAGUUCUACAGUAUGCUCCUUUUCAAAAGUCUCACCGCAGCACACAGCGGCAUUUAUACUUGUGUAGUGACCAACACAGCUGGUAAAGCUAAUGCAUCCGCUGAACUGGCCAUCAAAGUUCCACCAUACUGGCAAAUUGAGCCGUCAGAUGCCGCCGUGCUCUUAAAUGGAUCGCUGACGGUGAGCUGCGAUGCACGCGGACAUCCAUCACCCGCUAUUUAUUGGACAAAAUUCUCUGGCAGUGCAGAAACAGCUUUGGGAGCUGUUUCGGAUCCAGUGGUACUUAGUAACGGCUCGCUGAGGCUGGAUUCGGCUCGCGCUGAACAUUCUGGAAAAUAUCGCUGCAGAGCGGACAAUGGCGUCGCUCCACCUCUAUCCAAGACCCUCAAUAUACAUGUAAAUGAACCGGCUCGCUUCGAAACGCAGUCAGCUAACGUGACUGCAAAAUUGGGAGACACAGUCCGUUUGGUUUGCGUAGCUCGAGGGGACAGCCCAUUGGCUAUCGCCUGGAGCCACUCUGGAAGACCUCUGCCUAACUCCGACUAUAGGAUGAGCAUAUCAGAGACUCGGAGUGCUGAAGGUCUACGUAGUGAGUUGGUUGUGGAAAGGGCAGAUCGAAGGGACUCCGGAGUAUAUCGUUGCCAAGCAUCAAAUCCUUACGGCAGAUCUGACCAUUUUGUACAUUUGGGGGUACAAGAGCCGCCAGAACCUCCAACGAAUUUCCGCGUCUUGGACUCAACAUCGCGUUCCAUCCGUCUACAAUGGCGAAGACCUUAUGAUGGAAACUCUCCAGUUCUCGGCUACAUGUUGCAGUACAGAAGACACGAUUCUUCAAGCCCUGAUGUCUGGAGAGAUGCCGAAACGCACAAUGUGUCUGUUUCAUCACCAGCGAUUGAUUCAUACGCUGACUCCGAAAGCGCUACGAUAUCGGGUUUAGAACCAGCAACGCCAUAUCUCGUGCGCGCGCGCACUGUAACAGCGCAGUUUGCAUCUGCGCACACAAGAGCGAUUCUCGCUCUCACUCUACAUGAACCACCGUCGAGACCACCUAUUAGUCUUCGCGCAUCCGCCCCUAAACCUUCUACUAUAGAACUGGCAUGGCAGGCUCCACCUCAGUCAUCUUGGAACGGUGAACUCUUGGGUUACACAGUCUGGUGGUGGGCGUCGGCAGAUGGUUCUCUCGCUAGUGGCGUCAAUGUGGGCAUGGAGUUCUCAACGGUUAGAGGAAAAGUCACAAAGUAUAUAAUCGAAGGACUGGAACAUUAUACUAGGUAUUCAGUGAGCGUGAGAGCGUUCAACAGCGCAGGCGCUGGACCAGCCACAACGCCAGUGAACACUUUGACCAAGGAAAGUGUGCCAUCAGAAGGCCCAAGAGCUGUCCGAUGCAGAGCAGUAUCACCACAAAGUUUAAAAGUGGAGUGGUCACCACCACCGGCGCACGCGCACCAUGGAGCUUUACUGGGAUAUAAGCUCCUGUAUCGUCCCGAACAUACGGCAGAUUGGUUAGAAUGGGAGGUCCGUGGAGGGGGCAGCACCAGCGCUCUGACGGGGGCCGAGAUUAAGCGAGUAGCGGGCGUUGAAACGCUCCUGCUAGCACUGAGGCCAUACAUGAACUACACGAUUCAAGCUCUUGCCUACACUGCAGCGGGGGACGGUGUGCCCGCCCUUCCCAUACAUUGUACUACACAGCAAGAUGGCCCGCCAGCCGCUGUUAAGGUGGCUGCAACAUCGAUAACGUCGUUGGCGGUUAGUUGGCUGCCACCGAACCGUCCCAAUGGACCGAUAUUAUACUAUACUGUAUUUUAUCGCGAACUUGGCAGAGAUAGACCACCUCAGACAACGACUGUUCAAGCGGAGGAGGGUGAAAUAAUAGUUGGUCUAGGUGGGUAUACUGAGCUACGUUCCCUAUCUGAAGGUGCUACUUAUGAAGCUUGGGUAGCAGCUCAUUCAGCGGCUGGUGAAGGCGAGCCAUCAGCUCCGCAGCCAGCUACCACUACGUCUAGAGCUGCCGUACGAGUACUAUCUUUCGGAGUUUGGGCAAGAGUACAAUGUGGUCAUCCCCUAAGACUUGCUUGUGCCUGGCGGGGUGAUCCAGCCCCAAGAGCUCGCUGGUUACGAGCUGAUCGACCCUUGACGCAUGACCCCAGAGCGCAUUUAACGCCUCUUGGUCAUCUUUCUAUACAUGAUGUGGAUGCGUCAACUAGCGGCAACUACACAUGUUCAGCACGGAAUACGUAUGGUUCAGAAGAAGUGACGUAUCGUAUAGAAUGUACCGCACCACCAGCUCCACCAACUCUUUCUUUGGAACACGCAGACCAUAAAGAAGCUAAAAUCAUUUGGAGGACCUCACAUCACCCCAGUUCACCACCAUAUGGUUUCACGAUAUCCUGGGUUCGUGUGAGAGAAGAUAACACGGAGUCUGAACAAUCUCGGUUAGAGAUGGAAGAGCGAAGAAUAGAGACAGGAGGAGAGACGACUGGUAUCGUGUUACGUGCGCUCGCCUGUGGUGCGACAUAUUCUGUGAGAGCUGUGGCACAUUCAAGAGCUGGAACUUCUCCUCCAUCUGGACCGCUUCUAAGGACUAAACGGUAA